AUGUCGAGCAUAUCUUACCAUUCGUCUGCACUUGCGGCCAGACUCGGCAUCGCUUACGCCUUCGGCCAUGGCAGCCCCUUUUACAGUCUGUUAGCACUGACCGUGGCCGUUGUACAAGACCGUCACAUGCUAGAGCACCACCUCGCCAUGGUCUUGUACGAGAUCAAUUCCUACAAAAUGAUGAUCUCAGCACUUGCAUCGGUAUUUUGUGCCGUCGUCGGCAUCAUCUUCAAGCCCGGUGCGACAAAGGAGCAGCAAUAUUUAGUGCCGCCAACCAGCGCUCGAGACGAUCCCUGGACCGGGCCAGGGAAGCCUCUGUUGUUCCCGUGCAUCACAACGCAUACGCGGCUCAUUCCCAAGAAACACUCAUUUGUGUACUCCUACCUUGUGGUGGGCGUGCCCGUCGGCUGGACCGGCGUCUGCGGCGGCAUAAUUUCAGUGGCCGCGGCAGGAAGCGAGGAAGAGAGAAAACGGCACAAGAAGGGCUGGUUCCACAUCGACGCUGACGACUACCUCGAGCGUGGAGGCGGCUACCUGGGCCUACGCGGCAAGCUCGACGCGCACCUUGUAUCGCAGGGUGCAGAUCCGGAGAGAUAUCCCUAUGCAUACUUUGUCACGGCCCCGCGCUUUCUUGGCUACCACUUCAACCCGAUAUCGUUCUGGUAUCUCUACAAUGCCAACAAGACACUGGCGGCCAUGGUCCUCGAAGUCAACAAUACCUUUGGUGAGAGGCGCAUGUACUAUCUCACACCCGAAACAAAGCCAGAAGUAACUGUCAGCGGGAGCUGCAAUGAACAGGAGGCGCGAACGUUUCGGCAGACGUGGCCCAAAGAUUUUCAUGUGUCGCCGUUCAACUCGCGGAAAGGGUCGUACCAGCUGCGUGCCAACGACCCCCUCGGACCCCAGAUGCGAGGAAAAGGACCCAUCGCCGCCACUAUCGUCCUGCGCACAUCCGACGCGCAAGGCAAGAUUGUCGCUGGCCUGCAUUCGGAGCCAGGCAAGCCUGUGGAAUUGCAAUCGCUCGAUCCGGCGGCAAUGACCCUGUGGCAAAAAGCAAAGUUCCUCGCAGCGUGGUGGUGGGUCGGCUUUGGAACGUUCCCGCGCAUCCUCACCCAUGCCUGCAUUUUGUUCUUCAAAAAGGGGCUGCAUGUGUGGUUCCGACCUGAGCCGCUUGCCAAGACUCUGGGCCGCGUGGCCGACGCGACCGAGUCGCAGUUUGAAGCCUUCUUUUACUUGUAUCUUCGGCACCUCGUCAACAAUGUCAGCGACGACGAUGGCCCAGGCACAACCGGGAACAAGCCGCUGGCUGUACGGUACAUUUCUUGUGGAAUCCGCGGCUUGCGGUCGGAGCUGCUGUUGUCGCCCUCUGCUGGUGCCGCUGUCGCUGCUGCAGCUGCUGCUACGGGUACCAGCAUCAAAUCUCAUGAUGCUUCGGUGAAUGGGGAAGUAUCACCAGAAGGCAUCGACGUAAUUGAAUUCCGUGUUCUCACGCCCGUCUUCUACACGCGCUUCGCUCUGUAUGCUCAUGAUGUGGAGGCACUGUUUUGUGAGUUGCGCGAGAGCUGUACCAUUGACAUCUCGCCACCAGCGGCGGCCGCCGUCUUUGCCAAGCGGCUUCUAUCCAAGCGGACGCUGCCGCCACAGCUUCAAAUACGGGAUCCUAUGUCGUACGUCUCGUUCAAGCUUAUCCAAAAGCUGCGGCGCCGGCCUGCUCCCAUCCCCCGGCUAAAGAUAUGGCCAACCAACAAGGACGCUUUCGCCUGUCCGCUAUGGAUGGGCAUUUCCUCUCCCUCGGCCACAAAUCGCAAGCCAUAA
Messenger RNA from Sporothrix brasiliensis 5110, 1815 nucleotides. RefSeq lists its product as uncharacterized. The record is from RefSeq and is a predicted model, not a curated record. The transcript is spliced from 2 exons. Bases 1 to 1815 code for a protein of 604 amino acids. NCBI's taxonomy places the organism in Eukaryota, Fungi, Ascomycota, Sordariomycetes, Ophiostomatales, Ophiostomataceae.